AACUCAUACAACAUAGACCGGUUGACGGACCGAAACAACUGAUGGACAACUUCCUGUCCUAUGUCAGGUCAAAAUGCUGUCGCUGAGAGGGUUACAGAGGCUAAAGCCGCUUUUAUCACAGCAUGGAAACAGCAGUUUAAGACGUUUUACCGCCAGUUCUGAUGUGGUCCAGCGAGAAGACGACAUGCUGGUGAAGAUGGACAAUCCGUACAAAGAGCCACACAAAAGAUGCGUCCUUUGCAACGUCACAGUGGAUUACAAAAACAUCCAGGUGAGCGAGGCACCUGUGUUACUGUCGGAUAACAGUGACGUUCAGGUACAGGAACAGACAGGUUUACUGGUCUACCUGAAGAUAAGACUGUCUGCUGUGAGGAUGAAGUUCAUUGUGUAUUCAGUGACAGUCAGUACAUGUCUGUGGGAACUGAUACGAGUGUCUACAACCAGAGCUCUGCUUCCUUUUUCAGGUUUCAUGUCGUUGACACACAAGCACCCACAGUUCAUGAGGGACCCUAGCAUCUGUGGCAUCAAACAUCUGGAUUAGUGGCUGUCAUCUCCUGUUGUAACCUGUGAGCACGUGUUCAUUAAAGCUGUCAAUGUGUAAA
Molecule: messenger RNA, 602 nt
Organism: Monopterus albus (swamp eel)
Lineage: Eukaryota; Metazoa; Chordata; Actinopteri; Synbranchiformes; Synbranchidae
Gene: mrps18c
Product: mitochondrial ribosomal protein S18C
Exons: 5
Coding region: 74-541 (155 amino acids)
Source: RefSeq, a predicted model, not a curated record